Neltuma alba is the source of this 1054-nucleotide messenger RNA. Its product is annotated as psbP domain-containing protein 1, chloroplastic. Gene Ontology annotation, molecular function: calcium ion binding. NCBI's taxonomy places the organism in Eukaryota, Viridiplantae, Streptophyta, Magnoliopsida, Fabales, Fabaceae. Bases 68 to 910 code for a protein of 280 amino acids. The transcript is spliced from 3 exons. Gene Ontology annotation, biological process: photosynthesis. Gene Ontology annotation, cellular component: photosystem II oxygen evolving complex; photosystem II; extrinsic component of membrane. The record is from RefSeq and is a predicted model, not a curated record.
UUCGUCCCUAGGCUCCAGUUGCCGUGCCUCUAUCCGCUUACUUUCCUCGUGCUUCUCUUCUCCUGCCAUGGCUAUAAUCUUGGGCUCCCUGUCCCCAACAACACUGCUAUCCCCGAGGAAUACAACGUCGUUCCAACUCCCCCUUUUUUGUUCCUCCAUCUCCUGGGGUUUGCUUCAUGACUUCUCGUCUCACUCCCUCCAUUCCUCUCGGUUCUGCUGCUGCUCCGUUUCUCCCAAACCCCAAUCGACCAAAGCUCUUGCAGUUCCAAGGAGGAAAGCAAUGUUUUUGACCUUAUCAAGUUAUGUUAUCUCAGAAGUUGCUUUGCAUGGCAUGGCUGUGGCUCAAGCUCAGCAAUCUGUUGUGUUCAGAGAAUAUGUGGACACAUUUGAUGGUUAUUCAUUCAAGUAUCCCGGGAACUGGAUCCAAGUCCGAGGUGCUGGGGCUGACAUAUUCUUCCGAGACCCUUAUGUUCUGGAUGAAAAUAUGUCAGUUGAAGUGUCCUCGCCUUCAUCUUCCAGAUAUAAGAGUGUUGAAGAUUUGGGUCCUCCCGAGGAAGCAGGAAAGAAAGUACUCAAGCAGUAUUUGACUGAGUUCAUGUCUACAAGACUUGGUGUAAGACGCGAAUCAAAUAUUCUAAGCACAUCUUCAAGAGUUGCUGAUGAUGGCAAGCUAUACUACGAAGUCGAGGUAAACAUAAAGUCAUACGCUAACAACAAUGAACUGGCUGUGAUGCCACAAGACCGAGUGGUACGUCUGGAAUGGGACCGGAGGUACCUAUCUGUUCUUGGAGUUGAAAACAACCAGUUAUACGAGCUGCGAUUGCAGGCACCUGAAAAUGUAUUUUUACAAGAGGAAAGUGAUCUUCGUCAAGUAAUGGGAUCAUUUCGAGUGAACAAGGUAGCUGCUUAGAUAUUCUGAGAUCUUCCACAAUCUUGUUUCUUUAUUCUUUCUUUGUUCUAAUGAUCAUCUUCAGUCACUUGUGUUUAUUGAAGUUAUUUCAUUUAUGGCAUCGAAAAGUCUUACACGAGUACUUUGACUGUCGUUAUUAUUCUA